AUGGUUUCUGACCCGGAUCUCGAAGCUCACGAUGGUCGACAACCCCCCGCAAAAAGAGACAUUUCAGAUUUUUUGUCGGCAAUAUGGCGGCGCCCUGCAGGUAUCAUACAUCCAUCAUUUUCUAUGCUUUCGAUGAAACCUAAACCAGCUACAACCACCGAAGACAUGUCCCUGGAUAUCCAUCUCGAAGCAAUAGAGUUGCUCUUUGGGCUUGGAAUCUCACAUGCAAAACAAUGGCCAGGAAUACAUAUUUUAUGCAACCAUUUGGAGAGGAAGUUUGAAAGCCUGCUGUGCGAAGAGUUCGAAAUUAUCUGGAAAAUCCUCAAGCGAGAGAAACCAUCCAAUGCUGUUCAUGGCUGGCACUGGUUCCUUGCAGUGCUCCGGGGAAUCCAGAGCCUGCAGGCAGAUGAAACUGUGAGCAUGGAGAAGAUUUACCAUCAUUUGAUCAAAGGAAAUUCGGCCGGAUUCAGUCCUCUUGAGAAGGACCACACUCUUCUUGCAAUAUUUGCAGUACUAUGCUGGGCAUCUAUGACGAUAGACCCAGACCUGGAACUUGGUCAGGCCAAUGAAGCAUCGGGAAAUGAUCGUACUCUAUUCCUACGCGCAAAGUAUGGCAGCAGGCCAGGGGAAUCUGGUGAGAUUCCCCUCGGGCAAUCUGCCAGAAGGCCAAUCAAAAAGUUAUUCCGUGCCAUUAAGGGUCGGGUGAGGGUGAAAUGGGUUGAGAAUCUGGCAUCUCAUCUUGCUUUUGAUCGACAAUCCCGGACACUUUCCGUGUUCUGUUUGCCAACAUUUUGCGCGAGCAGCAUUUUACAGACACAGCAACUCAAUGUUCUCUAUCAGGUUUCGUCUGAGCUUCUUCCAUCCAAUUUUUAUACAGACAGCUUAGCCAACGACGCAUCUUCUCUCCACCGUGAAGUGUUACUCUCAUACCGUCUUCUAUUCGGCCAGUCCUCACACUCCCGCCAAAUUGCAUUAGAACUACUCGAGCAAACCAAGAAACUUUCCGGGGAAAUUGACCCAUUCCUUCUCGCCAUCUGCAGCGCCUCGGUCACGCAGUCCCGCUUCCUCCGCCGCUUCACGAAGUCUAGGAUCCCAGUCGAGCUAUUUCCCACCUCCAACAUCGAUCUCUAUAAUUCUCUCAUCGAGUCAGAUACCUACUCCGCCCGGGACGACUUCCCGCAUUUCGGCCCUCGUCUCUUGGCGGUGCAGCUGUACAAUCUGAAGCAGCAACCGAGUAGAAUUAGAGAUUUGUGGCGGGAUCGGAGAAAUCCAUUGCAGUGGUACACAUUUUGGGCUGUGUUAUGGGUGGGUGGCAUUUCAAUUCUUUUGAGUGUUUUCCAGCUUGCUGCUGCAAUAGUGCAGACAUAUUAUUCAGCUCCAACAUAA
Messenger RNA from Penicillium roqueforti, 1386 nucleotides. RefSeq lists its product as uncharacterized. Bases 1 to 1386 code for a protein of 461 amino acids. The transcript has 5 exons. The record is from RefSeq and is a predicted model, not a curated record. Lineage: Eukaryota; Fungi; Ascomycota; Eurotiomycetes; Eurotiales; Aspergillaceae.